GCCGGUGCGCGAGCAGCGCGCUCCCGCCACCCGCGUCGCCAUCUUUUUCCCCCUCCGUCCGUCUGUCUGCCUUUGGCUUUGUCCGUCUGCAGCGCCGCCCCUCAGCUCCUCGCCACCGGCUUGGCCCGGAGCCCCCUCCGCCCACCAAGGCCGGGUCCCGGAGAGCUCCGGCCUGGCUGGUCUGAGCUGCAGCGCGGCGCCCAUUGUCCGGCGGUCCGUCUGUCCGGAGGCGGGGCCCAGGGACCCUGAGGCAGCGCCGCGCCAAGGCGCCGGAUGCAAAUCACUUGUAUUCAAGCGAGUUUACUUUGCUCCGUGGGAACUGCAACAAAGCUGGAGGUCUGAAAAAGAACUGUGUUUGAUAUGCAGAUAUGAUAGAAGACUGCCUGAAAGCUGCUUCCUUUGCCACUUCCUGUGGAGGCCUGUCUUUUGCGGUUUCUUUCUUCUUUUGGUAAGAGGAGGCAGGAUCUGAUUACAGGUCAGCAUCUUCCAAGGAGGUAAUAAUAUAUCCAGUCGUGAAACUGGGAAAGGCCAGAACUCUCAGAUCAAGAAAACAUGUCCCGCCGAAAACAGACAAAUCCAAAUAAAGUUCACUGGGAUCAAGUAUUUGCUGGGCUAGAAGAGCAAGCCCGCCAGGCGAUGAUGAAAACUGAUUUUCCUGGAGAUCUUGGCAGUCAGCGGCAAGCUAUCCAACAACUAAGAGAUCAGGACUCCAGUAGCAGUGACAGUGAGGGUGAUGAAGAGGAAACCACACAAGAUGAAGUCUCUUCCCACACAUCAGAGGAAGAUGGAGGGGUGGUCAAAGUGGAAAAAGACUUAGAGAAUGCAGAGCAGCCUGUUGGUGGGAACAAACUAGUAGAGCAUGAGGUCACAGAGAAUCUGAAUUCUGACCCUUUGCUUGAACUCUGCCAGUGUCCCCUCUGUCAGCUAGACUGUGGGAGCCGGGAACAGCUGAUUGCUCAUGUAUACCAGCAUACUGCAGCAGUGGUGAGUGCCAAGAGCUACAUGUGUCCUGUCUGUGGGCGGGCCCUUAGCUCGCCAGGGUCAUUGGGUCGCCACCUCCUAAUCCAUUCGGAGGACCAGAGGUCCAAUUGUGCCGUGUGUGGAGCCCGUUUCACCAGCCAUGCCACUUUUAACAGUGAGAAACUUCCAGAAGUACUUAAUAUGGAAUCCUUACCCCCAGUUCACAGCGAGGGCCCCUCCAGUGCUGAGGGGAAGGACGUUGCUUUCAGUCCUCCAGUGUAUCCUGCUGGAAUUCUGCUUGUGUGCAACAACUGUGCUGCCUACCGGAAGUUGCUGGAAGCCCAGACCCCCAGUGUACGCAAGUGGGCUCUGCGUCGACAGAAUGAGCCUUUGGAAGUUCGGCUGCAGCGGCUAGAAAGAGAGCGUACAGCUAAGAAGAGUCGGCGGGACAAUGAGACCCCUGAGGAGCGGGAAGUCAGACGCAUGAGGGACCGUGAAGCCAAGCGCCUGCAGCGCAUGCAGGAGACAGAUGAGCAGAGGGCACGCCGCCUGCAGCGAGACCGGGAGGCCAUGAGGCUGAAGCGGGCCAAUGAAACCCCAGAGAAACGGCAGGCCCGACUCAUCCGAGAGCGAGAGGCCAAGCGACUUAAGAGAAGGCUGGAAAAAAUGGACAUCAUGUUACGAGCUCAGUUUGGCCAGGACCCUUCUGCCAUGGCAGCCUUAGCAGCUGAAAUGAACUUCUUCCAGCUGCCUGUGAGUGGGGUGGAGUUGGACAGCCAGCUUCUGGGCAAGAUGGCCUUUGAAGAACAGAAUACCAGCUCUCUGCACUGAAGCCCUCUCCUGUCUGCCCUCCCCCACAACCAAGCCCACAGGGCCCAGUGCUGCAGGCACCUACAAGGCCAUCCUUGCUGCCAGAGGCAGAUCUGGGUUUGUUGCAGGUGGACCUGUGCACCCCUUGCAUGUGGGAACAGGAUAAUGAUGUCAAGGCACUCUAUAGGCAAGGGAGCAGGUACUCCAGAGAACUAAAUUCUCCAGCCACUGCAGCAGGCGAGGAUUAUGGGACGAUGGGGUCCCAGUACAGCCCAUGAAGUUGGGAGGGCAAAUAAAUUAAUUUUAUCUUUACUG
Octodon degus (degu) is the source of this 2085-nucleotide messenger RNA. It is a transcript of the gene Znf821, whose product is annotated as zinc finger protein 821. The transcript has 9 exons. Gene Ontology annotation, molecular function: RNA polymerase II cis-regulatory region sequence-specific DNA binding; DNA-binding transcription factor activity. The record is from RefSeq and is a predicted model, not a curated record. Gene Ontology annotation, biological process: regulation of transcription by RNA polymerase II. Lineage: Eukaryota; Metazoa; Chordata; Mammalia; Rodentia; Octodontidae. The coding region runs from base 553 to 1791 and encodes 412 amino acids.